This is a messenger RNA of Cimex lectularius (bed bug), 2257 nucleotides long. RefSeq names its product gastrula zinc finger protein XlCGF57.1-like. Gene Ontology annotation, molecular function: RNA polymerase II cis-regulatory region sequence-specific DNA binding; DNA-binding transcription factor activity. The transcript is spliced from 2 exons. The coding region runs from base 238 to 2244 and encodes 668 amino acids. Lineage: Eukaryota; Metazoa; Arthropoda; Insecta; Hemiptera; Cimicidae. The record is from RefSeq and is a predicted model, not a curated record. Gene Ontology annotation, biological process: regulation of transcription by RNA polymerase II.
AAUUUAUGAAGAAAUAGUUUGUUUUUAGGUGGAUAUUUUGUUUAUGUUGUUAUGUUUUUGAUAAGAGUGAUAAGAGGUCAUAGGAUAACAGUCUUGGAAUUUCGUAACCUUCCUGCUGUCAAUUUUACUUGUAUUUUGUUUUCUUAUGUUCGCGGGAUGUGUUUUUGUCGUUUUUUUAAUGUUUUAUAGUUGAUUUUUAUAGUUGAUAAUUUAGUAUUUGUGUGUUUGUCGUCCGUGAUGGAGCCUGAGAGCGGUGGGAGCGUUGAGAAGAAAAAUUCCAAGGCGAAGCUACUCCCCUGCCCAGAAUGCGAUUUCAAGAGCAAGAGCAAGUGGUCGCUGACAGCGCACAUCCGCACGCACACGGGUGAGAGGCCAUUUGCGUGCACGCUCUGCAGUUACAGGUGCACGCUGAAGAGCCACUUGAAGAAGCACAUGAUGAGCCAUACAGGCGAGAAGCCAUACAGCUGCGACUUGUGUGACUACCGUUGCUCGAGCCAGGGCGACCUGAGAAGGCACAGCGUCAUCCACACUGGCGAGAAGCAGAUCUCAUGUAGCCUUUGCGAUUACAGGUGUUCGCAGCAGAGCCACCUCAAGCGUCACAUGAUGGUCCACAUGGGCGAGAAGCCAUUCGAGUGCACACACUGUGACUACAAGUGUUCGCAGCACUACAACCUCAAAGUCCACCUGCUCACGCACACGGGCGAGAAGCCAUACUCUUGCGGCCUCUGCGACUACAGGUGCUCGCAGCAGAGCUCGCUCAGGAUGCACAUGAUCGUACACACAGGGGAGAAACCAUACGCUUGUGACCUGUGCGACUACAAGUGCCCGAGGCAGAGCGACCUAAGAAAGCACAUGAUGACGCACACAGGUGAAAAGCCAUAUUCGUGCUCGUUCUGCCCGUACAGGUGCAGCGUACCAAGCAGGCUCAAAAGGCACAUGAAAAGCUGCACAAAGAAGACAAACCUUAAAAGGCCAUGGCGAUGUAGAUGUAGAUUUGAAGGGCGUCGGAUGGAUGUAGAAGGGAUCGCCAUGGAGCCACACUGCAGCGCCGAGACGCCGUCUAAGCCGUUGUCGUGCGAGGAGAGCGGCGGUUCAGAUGCGGAGCCCAGACCAACCGACGUCCACAAGCCUAAUGGCAUGCUCGCAUAUGAGUGCAGCCUGUGCGACUACAAAUGCAGCCAGAAGACGACUUUCAAAUCACACAUGUUAUCGCACAUAGGCGGUAAGCCGUUUACAUGUGGCCUCUGCGACUUUCGCUGUGCCCAACAGAACAGCCUACGUUCGCAUAUGACAGUUCAUUCGGGCGAGAAGCCGUACACGUGCCGGCUUUGUGAUUACAGAUCGACAUACCAGAACGACCUGAAAAGGCACAUGAUGACUCACACCGGCGAGAAGCCGUAUGCUUGCGGAUUCUGCGACUACCGAUGUUCCCACCCCGGAUAUUUAAAGACACAUGUCAUGAUGCACACGGGUGAGAAGCCGUUCUCCUGCACGCUCUGUGAAUACAAGACAACACGCCAGGGACUUUUGAAAAAUCACAUGAUGAGCCAUACGGGGGAAAGGCCAUACUCGUGCUCGUACUGUGAAUACAGAAGCUCGCAUAAAAGCUACCUCAAGACGCACAUGAUGAUACAUACAGGGGAGAAACCGCAUUGUUGCAGCCUCUGCGGAUACAGCACAACACGACCAGCGGAUCUUAGAAGCCACAUGAUGAACCACACGGGCGAGAAACCAUUCGCGUGCACUUUCUGCGAUUAUAAAUGCAACAACCAGAGCUACCUCAAGUCUCAUAUGAUGUCGCAUACAGGGGAGAAGCCGUACGCGUGCACCCUGUGCGAUUAUAGGUGCACCCGCCUUGGACAUUUAAGGGGACACAUGACAAACCAUACGGGUGAGAAACCAUUCGCGUGUACGUACUGCGAUUACAGGUGCGCGCAGCAGAGCUACCUCAAAACACACCUGAUGACGCAUACAGGGGAGAAGCCGUACUCAUGCAGCUUCUGCGAGUAUAGGUCGGCGAGGCAGGACGACCUGAGGCGGCACAUGAUGACGCACACGGGCGAGAAGCCGUACGCGUGCACAGUCUGCGACUACACCUGCUACCACAAGUCUCACCUCAAGCGUCACAUGUUCACACACACUCGUGAAAAACCUUUUUCGUGUACGUCGUGCAGUUAUAGGUGCUCGCGCAAGUCCCAGCUCACGAGGCACAUGUCGACGCACAAUAUUGUACUUUGCGAAUGAAUUUUUACUUUUU